This is a messenger RNA of Wasmannia auropunctata (little fire ant), 1752 nucleotides long. RefSeq names its product crossover junction endonuclease MUS81 (gene mus81). Bases 296 to 1603 code for a protein of 435 amino acids. The transcript has 5 exons. NCBI's taxonomy places the organism in Eukaryota, Metazoa, Arthropoda, Insecta, Hymenoptera, Formicidae. Gene Ontology annotation, molecular function: crossover junction DNA endonuclease activity; 3'-flap endonuclease activity; DNA binding. Gene Ontology annotation, biological process: DNA catabolic process; resolution of meiotic recombination intermediates; double-strand break repair via break-induced replication. Gene Ontology annotation, cellular component: Holliday junction resolvase complex; nucleus. The record is from RefSeq and is a predicted model, not a curated record.
UCUGAAUUAACUAGACAGAUAUGUUGAGUUCGCAUGUGCAGUUGCGAAAUAAAACCUAACCUCGUUUAAUUCAAAUCCACGUAAAUAAUGGGGACUAAUGGAAUUAAUUUGUAUGAAUCGACAAAUUGCUUAAAUAUUAAUAUAUUCUAUGUUUUAAAAAAUGAUUUGUAGAAAUGAUCGAUAUUUAAAAUCGAAAAUUUGCCGCGCUCCUUUGAAAUUUGGGAUGUUUGCGAAGGAGUCGCGUUGUUUGUAAACAAGUGGAUUCGUACGAAGCGUUUGAUUUACGUGCCGGAGAAUGAAGAGAGUCAAAAUUGUGCCGGACAGGCCGAAUCACCUGUUCGAGAGCUGGUUGGAGGAAUGGAGGAACGAGGCGGUGGUACGAAAAUCAGAGCUGCAGAAUCACUUCACGAAGGCUUUGGACUCGUUGAAACGAUACCCGUUGCCGUUGGAAUCCGGGAAGGAAUGCAUAAUCCUGCAGCAUUUCGGCACGAAGCUGUGCUCGAUGUUGGACAGAAGGCUGGAGGAGCAUAGGAGACAGGAACCCACCAAAGCGGUCGACGCUUGCGUCUCCGGGGCUGGCGGUAACGAAGACCGUACGGUCACGUCGAGGAAGAAACCUGUAGAAGAAUCCAUAAUAGCUGAAGUGGCGCAGGAGAAAACAGCGGUAGCUAAACAAGCUAGAAAUGCUAAAAAGAGCGCGCCGAAAAGAUUAGCGAACGCAAAUGAUGUUGCAUUUGGGCAAGCCGACAGGCAAAUUUCCUUGGAACCUGGUACUUUUGAUAUUGUACUGCUGGUGGAUACCCAAGAGACUUGUGGUGGAAGGACAAAGCCUCAGCACGACGCUACGCUUGCGGAACUGACACAGCUUGGCGUACUGUUCGAGGUACGCCGUUUGAAGGUCGGUGAUUUCGCGUGGAUAGCCAGGUGUCGAAAAACUAAUGACGAACUGGUUGUGCCUUACAUAAUAGAGCGGAAGCGAUUGGAUGAUUUGAGCGCGAGCAUCGUGGACGGAAGGUUUCACGAGCAAAAGUUCCGAUUGAAGCAGUCCGGUAUUGAGAAUUUGAUGUACAUAGUAGAGAAUAUCGAUAAGAAUUCCCGAUUUUCCAUACCGCUCCCAUCAUUGUUACAAGCCUCCGUGAAUUGUCUGGUACAAGACGGUUUCACUGUAAAAUACACAAGGAGUCACAAGGAUUCCAUGUCGUACUUGUCAUGUGUAACAAAGAUUUUGAUAAAAAUUUACAAGGAUAAGAAACUUGUUGGCUGCAAGAAAGACCAUCUUACCCAGGCAGAUAAUGUGGAUAGCGCGGUGCGCCUCAUGGAGUUCAAAGAGUUCAAUAAAGCAUCCUCCAAACAGAGGACGUUUAAAGUGAGCGAGAUGUUUAUCCGCCAGUUGUUACAAUUGAAAGGCAUGUCCGUCGACAAAGCCACGGCGAUUGUAGAGCGUUACGCCUCGCCGCAAAUUUUGAUCACAGCUUUGGAAAAUUCUCGGGAGAAUGGCGAGCAAUUAUUGGCGAGCAUUCAGGUCGGCGACAAGAAACGACGGCUCGGGCCUGCCGUCAGCAAGGCCGUUUAUCAGCUUUACACGACGAACGAGUUGAGUUGACUAAUAAAGACACAAUUUAUAUAUACCUCUUCGCUGAUAUACAUGUUUAUCCUGUUCGUCGGCGAUAUCCCACUUUCGCGCAUAUUUUUUACCGCUAUUAUUAAAGCUUCGCAUAUUUUUAAAUAAUCGAUGGAUAUCAUGAAUUUUUU